GACUUUUACGUACGCUGUUAUUUCUCUCUCAUUUUUAUUCUUUUGCUGCGUUGUAUCAAUGAUUAUUCAUUUAAAGAAUCGGUGACGCUUCAUUUUCACUGCUGUCUCGCUUCGUCAUUGUGGGGAACAGACAGAGGGGCUCGUUGGAGGCUCUACGUAACGCACUACUGCGUUGAAACACAGGUCUUUUAUUGGUGUCUUUGAGCUCUGCAGGUCUACCUGUGUUGAUUCGGCAAUCAUGUCCACCUUUUCAUGCCAGUACAAAAACUACCGUGGCAACUUGGUGGUGACUGAGAAGGAGUUUUACUUCACGUCAUCCCUCUUCCGCAUCGACCUCGAGUGGAGCAACGUGAAGCGCGUGCGGCUGGAAACGCAGCAGGUCAAGGGAGUCCCCACGAGCGUUCUCGUUGUUGUGCUUCAGCACAACGAGGCGAUCCGGAUGCAGGCCACACAAAGCUCGAGCCUGAGGAAGCGCGGAUCAGCGUCAAGAAAGUACUUCUUUUACGGCUUUCAAGACUUGCUUGGUGCGGAGGAAAUGGUGAAGCACUACCUCGAGAAAUACCGCGCCGCUGAAAAGGCCAGGGAGAAGGAGGGCCGUGAAGAGACGGAUAAGGACUCGUUGGCCACAACGAAACGGCCGGAGAAAGCGACAGAAAAGGACGAUGUCAGCUCUUCGGAUACCGAUGCGCUGAAGGAAGACAGCCUCAACUUGUCUCGCACGCUUGUGCCGCGGCGAUCAGACUCGGAGCCGUCACGAGUCUUAACGCCGGCACCCGUGGGCGGGCGUCGCGCCACCACCUCUGCCUCGCGACCUAAGAUUCCCGCCAAACUCCUCACCGCCGCCGUACCGCCUACAGCGGCCACAGCAGAACAGCGCAGCCGGUUUGCUGUGGUGUUUCUCAGAGGAUACCGACAUGUGGCGGUGCUCCUCGUGCUGGUCAUGCUUUUUCUGCUCGGCCGUUACUUCGCUCGCACGGCAGCUGUCAAUGACGGACGUCACGCCACGCAGUCUGCGGAGAAGCUGCUGCGCGACAUCGAUGCUCUUGCCGGGGUCACCGCAGAAUUGGAGACGUACGACAACCAAGAGAGCUUAUGGCGCUACAACAAGGGCCGCAAGCGACUUGCGCAACUGAGCCACACCUACACCCAGCACCUGGAAGAGACGUCGGUGGAGCUGAUGGAGCGCUAUGUGGCCAUUCAGGCGACGCUGACCACGUUGCGCGGGCAACGGGCGGCGCGUGUGGCACGUGAACAGCAGAGCGGCGUCACCGCCCCUCCGCCGCCGCCGACGAUGUCGUCUGAGUUCAGCACUCCCAAGAGGGCUGCGACUGGGGUGCGCGUUGCGGCUACACACAGAGGGGCGGCCGCCUCCACCUCCUCCUCUGCCACCGCGGCAGCAGGCGGCUCUGCGAUGCGCAAGGACGACGUGUGCGCUGAUGGGACCUCGUGCAAGAAGACGGCAUCGCAGACGAAGGCGGCAGCAUCAGCGAUACAAAGGAAGAGGAAAACGUCCUUGUCGCGACUUCAGUCUGACAUUCAGCGGUGGGUGCGCCGCGGCAGGGCGGCCUGGGCCUUUGUGGCGCGCCUCCUUAGCGCCGCACGCGCAGACUCGCCCCCCUUGCAACCGUCUUCGUCUUCUGUGCCCCCCUCGUCUGAUAAAGGGACGUCGUCGGAUGAGCUCUGGGUGAUCUACAGCGAGGAACUCGGCGAUACAUUUCACCUGACGGAGUGGGUGGCUGCGGCGGAGGACGAGGACCGCCGCCAAUGCUUACGGCUCACAAAGGACCUGCUCGACACGGUGGAUCUCACGGAGCGCGUCUUCGUUGCCUUCGCGAGCGUCUUCCUCGCCGGCCCCUACCGCCAGCUCGUUUCCGGCGAGGAGCGGGGCUCGUACUGGCUGCAGCCACCGCAGGCGCUGCGCACCAUCACGAACGGGCUGAAGUCCGCCGAGAAAAAGGCCUUUUCUGGCGACGCGAUGGCACGCAUGGCGAUGCUGCGUCGCUUCGUGGCGAGCCUCGUGCACGACGAACCGCUCGUGUCCAACCAAGCGCACCGCCGCGCUGCCGCACUGCAGGUGGUGGAGGCCCUCGCGGAGUACCGCCACGAAGAGGUCACGCUGCUCCGCACACGCAACCGCCGACGCACCGACAACGCAACCUUGCUGUGGACGAUUCUCAGCGACAUGGUCCUUGCCCCAAGCACCCAGCCGCUGCGGGGCAAUCCCGCCGUCCCCGAGGCAGCCGCGUUUCUACGGAAUUCCGUGGAGGAACUGCGGUUUUGGCGCACCCACGAGUCGGCGUGGCGAGAGCACGUUCUCACGUUUUUCACGCCGGAGGAGCAGGCCGAUAUCCGCAGCUCCUUCGGCGCUGGUCGCGCGGCGGGGGAGGAAGCUGAGCGUGGUUUGACGGACCCGAGCACCCAGCCGAAGGCGCUGCGUUGGCGGAAUUUGCCGCUCUUUCGUGGUCUUCUCUGCUUUGAGACGAUUCCAACGCUACACGAGGCGGCGGACGCAUCAACCACCGUAAACGAGGGGACGGCACGGGAGGCGGAAGACGGCAUCGAGAGGGGCGAGGGCAAUGCGGUGGAGAAUGAGGAGGGUGCUGACGCGGCAGACGUCGACGGCGGCGACGUGGACCUCCACGACUUCAGCGGCCCAUUAACAAAAGUGCCACCGCCAAAUGCCACGAAGGUUCUGCCGGUCCCGAAGCUCAACACAUCAUCCUCUUCCGCUUCUUCCCCCUCUGCUGCCGAGGUGAAGGAAACCUCGGCUGUACCCGGCACUCCUCCCACGACGCCUGCUCCCGGGCCUGCGAGCACCGCGUCGACUCCGCUGGCUGAGAGCAGUGUCUUGUGGAAGGAGGUGAAACUGCGUUGGAUGACGGACUUGGAGGCCUUCCGACUCGCCUUCGACCCUGCGCUCAAGCCGCGGACGUCCCGAGCUGCACGGUCGUAUCGCCUGGACGUGGAGGACCGCAGCGUGGUGGCGGACGCGGCUGAGGUGCGGCGGCGCCUCUUCGGCCUUCUGGCCGUCGUGAACGAGCAUUACGUGCGCUACGUGACUCCGAACGUAGCUCAGCGUGUAGGCAGCUUUCUGCGGAAGCUUUUCCCGCCCUACUCCAGCUCUCACAGUGGCGAGAGCGUGUACGUGUCUGUGCUGCAGACGUGGGGCACACAAGAUCCAGAGGUGCAGCUGGCCACGGCUCAGGUCACAGGGCUGGCUCCCGGCACCACGCACGACGUCUCUAGCUCGCUGUUGUAUCUCGUCCUGCAGCCUCCGCCGCUGCUGCAGACGAGCAUGUUGUCCACUCGUAAGACGAUGGCGGCGGCAACAGUAUUGAUUCUGUUUGCUGUCGUCCUGGCUGUGUUGCACUGCAUGCAGUAA
Messenger RNA from Leptomonas pyrrhocoris, 3382 nucleotides. RefSeq lists its product as hypothetical. The transcript has a single exon. The coding region runs from base 239 to 3382 and encodes 1047 amino acids. The record is from RefSeq and is a predicted model, not a curated record. Lineage: Eukaryota; Euglenozoa; Kinetoplastea; Trypanosomatida; Trypanosomatidae.